Selaginella moellendorffii is the source of this 2499-nucleotide messenger RNA. RefSeq names its product probable receptor-like protein kinase At5g20050. The record is from RefSeq and is a predicted model, not a curated record. The transcript is spliced from 3 exons. Lineage: Eukaryota; Viridiplantae; Streptophyta; Lycopodiopsida; Selaginellales; Selaginellaceae. Gene Ontology annotation, biological process: protein phosphorylation. The coding region runs from base 174 to 2093 and encodes 639 amino acids. Gene Ontology annotation, molecular function: protein kinase activity; ATP binding.
CUGGCGCGAAGAAAGUGCUGCAAUGAUCCAUGGCUGGAAUUGCAAAAGCAUUGCGGGUCCCUUGGAGGAAUUCCUCUUUUCGUCUGCCAUCCCAGAAAAACCAUGACACUGAAAGAUACCUGAAGCCAGCUGCCAAACAUUAAGUGCCCAAGAACAGUGGUAUUUACUAAACUAUGGAGGUGUCGAUUCUCAUGUGCUUCAUGAUUGUGCUAUGUAGCACCAGGAGCUUCCACUCGCAAGCCCAACAACAGGUAUGUUCUUCGUUAAGCGACUGCCCGAAUGGAUCUCUUUGUUUCCCGGAGCCCAUGCUCAGCGGCAACCGUUCACUCCGCAAUUCAUCCUGCUACCUAUCGAACAAUCAAUCCGAGCCAUAUCUCAGCGAUUCUGAAGCUUGCAAGCCCAUCUCCAGCGUCAUUUUCAAUGCCACCAUCGGUCCAGACUGCCCGAAUUGCUGCGUCCCAGGCCUGGCUUACAGGUAUUUCACCUGCUCUCCAAAUUUACAAGGGACCAACAAUGCCGUCCUCUAUGUCACAAGCUUCAACCUCUCAAAUCCGGGGUCUCUCAGGCCGUGCACGUCCUCGGAAUGGAAUAGGGAACCCAUGGCAGCGCUGGCCACUGGAUGGUAUAGCCAAGACCGAAGCUUGUGCUCGAAAAACAUCCAAGUUUUAGCUCCAAACGGACGGACUGCGGUGGCUAGAAUGGUGGCUGAAUGCUACUCCCCAGACGGGUGUCUCAGGGAUCAUUCGUUCACGGAGCCCUGUGCUCCAAACGCUGUGGCUGCGAACGAGCAAGUGUGGAGGCAGCUUGGGUAUGAUCCAGGCAUUGGAAUCUUGAGAAAUAUCACCUGGAAUGUCAUUGAUAUGAAUCUUCCACAGUCCAUUCGAAGCAAAAAGAAUUAUCUGGGAGUGAUCUCUGGGGUAGCAAGCGCUGUGGCCGGGGUGGUGCUUAGCGUCGUAAUCUUCGUAGCAACCAGGAAGUGGAGAAGAUCUCGGAGGAGGCGCAUGGAAAAGCAAGCGCUCAUCGAAGGAAUGAGGCUCGAUGAGAUACUUCCGCACCAGUUUAGCUAUCACGACUUGAAGAUGGCAACUAGAAACUUUGAUCCCGAGCUCAUGCUUGGAGCUGGAGGAUUUGGAUCCGUCUUCAAAGGAGAGCUUGCGGAUGGGAGCCUCGUUGCUGUGAAGAAGAUGGACGUAGAGAUCCAAGGCUCGUCGAAAGGACACUCGCAGUUCAAGGCCGAGGUAAUGUCCAUUGGCAGCAUUCACCACUUCAACCUGGUAAAGCUCCGGGGAUUUUGCAUCCAGGGACCAGCUGCAUUGCUUGUCUACGAGUUCAUGCCCAAUGGAUCACUGGACAAGUGGAUCUUCACCAAGAACGAUGAUGACAAAGGUGGCGGAUCAGCAAAUCUGCUGUUAAACUGGAACCAGAGACACUCAAUCGCGAUAGAUGUUGCUCGAGGACUCACAUACCUCCAUGAAGGAUGCCGGGAGCAAGUUCUUCACCUGGAUAUCAAACCUCAAAACAUCCUCCUGGACGAGAACUUACGAGCCAGAAUCUCCGACUUUGGCCUGAGCAAGCUCGCCGAGCGGGGAAAGAGCCAAGUGGUGACUGUCAUGCGAGGAACUCCCGGAUACAUGGCACCCGAGUGGCUCCACACUAAAGUCACGGACAAGACCGACGUUUACAGCUUUGGAAUCGUGCUGCUCGAGCUCGUCAGCUCCAAGCGGACCAUCCAGUUCCAUCCUCCAUCCUCCUCUUCCUCCUCAUCCUCCUCGCAACCGCGCUUCCUGGGCGAAACCGCGCUGAGCAUGUUUCACAGUGGCAACGUCGUCGAGCUUAUUGACGACAAGCUCCUGGACGAUGAUCUCGCCAGCACUAGCACUGGCUUGGAGCUCAAGGAUGCCGAGAGGUACGUGAAAAUCGGACUGUGGUGCAUCCAACUCGAGGCAGCAAUCCGCCCCUCCAUGAGAAACGUCCUGGAUAUGCUUGAAGGUAACAUAGACGUUCUUGACUUGCCACCACCUUCAAGUGAUGGUAGCUCCAGAAGCUUCAGCUUGCGACUACCUGGAUCCUACUUCAGCUCCACUCGUCUGUGAUGUUACCCUCUAGUUCUCACAGUGAGACCAUGAUCAUCAAGACCAAGAUAGAGUCUCGCAAGUGUUGACGUUAUAUUGACAGAGGGAAGUCACCUUCUUCCAAGUUUUUCUACUUCUAGCCAGCGGGAACGAGGAAGCAUACCUGGAGACAAUAUACAUUUCAAAGAAUCAAGGGUCUUCGUCCGCACCACCAUCAGCCUCAUAAAAUCUGAAGUUGGGUUCUACCUUCAUUGCCCAUGGCCAGCAAUGACUUACUAAAAACCUGUGAUCCAAAUCUCCUGCCUCAGUAAGAGAAAUGAAAGUACGAAGUGCCGGGUUACCUUCUCAAUGGGGAUUUCAUGUCGCUUGCACCAAGCGACUGUUCUUUGAGGAUCCUUGUAGUUGAUCUUUGACGUUCCCAGUGCCA